Austrofundulus limnaeus is the source of this 1848-nucleotide messenger RNA. It is a transcript of the gene xkr9, whose product is annotated as XK, Kell blood group complex subunit-related family, member 9. Lineage: Eukaryota; Metazoa; Chordata; Actinopteri; Cyprinodontiformes; Rivulidae. Gene Ontology annotation, cellular component: membrane. The coding region runs from base 588 to 1715 and encodes 375 amino acids. The transcript is spliced from 3 exons. The record is from RefSeq and is a predicted model, not a curated record.
UUGGCGAUUUCUGUUUAUUGAUAGCGAGGUAAAUCAGUCUAAAUCUCUUUCUGCAUUUAAAAUAAAUUUUAAAAUCACUAGGAUAGUAUGGAAUAGGCUGAUAUUUUGUCAUGUAUUCAUUGUCUAUGUGUGUUUUUUGUGUGUAUUUCUUCUGUWUUUGAAAACUGAUUGUAACAGUCUUCUGAGUUAAAUAGCCAACAUCCUAUUAAUGUGAAUAGAGGGCAGAUAUAAGUUUAUAUUUCUUUCUGUUCCUUUUCAGUCAUGAGUUCUUCAGUUGUCACAUUUAUUAAUGACUGAAUCAGAUGGAUGACUAAUUUACUGAAAACACCAUUUGUCAAGAUUAGAUAUGAUGUUUAUGACAGGGCAGGAGGAUAUCUUGUGCCACCUGACUUGUUAAGAAGUUUUUAUUAUUUGUAUUGAGCAGUCUUUUUAUUUUGCUCUCGUGUUUUUGCAGAGAGAUCCAAAUGGCAUCUGUAACGUCGAGAGCAGCCAACGGCGUCUGUUCUCAGGAAAUCUUCAGUCAGGUUUAAUCCUAAAGUUAUUUCUAACUUAAAACCUGAGGAAAACAGCUUUAAACCGAGGCCAGGAUGCAGCAGUCAGACACUCAGUUCUCCAAACUGCGGUGGUCAUUAACCCUCGGGGGGUUGUUCUUGUAUGUGGGGGACAUCGGGACGGACAUCGGACUGGCUUUGAUGUAUUUUCAUGAGUCCCAGUAUGCUUGGAUGGGAUUGACGGUAAUGUUUAUCCUGACUGGGAUGCUAGUGACGCAGAUCUUCAGCUACGCCUGGUUCUGGGAUGAUAUGAAGAACGGAGAGCGAAUCGCAGCUGGCAGGUCAAAGCGGACGUUUACUGCCCUGCAUGUGUUUGGCAUGGGGAUCUUCACGAGGUAUUAUCACCUGCUGAAAGAAGGAUUCGAGGUUUGGACGACGACAAAUUCAAACAAGGCAGAAAGUCUCGAAAAGCACCACCAACUUUUCAACAUGGCUUCUGAUCUGAGCAUGCUGAAGCUUUUUGAGACCUUCCUGGAGAGCGCUCCCCAACUGCUUUUACAGCUUUAUAUUCUAGGAUUUAACGAGUGGCCGCUCCUGCGAAUUUUCUCUGCGGCCUUCUCUUUCUGCAACAUGGCCUGGUCCUUGGUGGACUAUCGAAGCUGCCUCCGCAGGUCUCUUCCUGGCGUCACAGGCAUGCCCCCAGGCCUCCCCACGGCCGUCUACCUCCUCUACAAGCUCGGCACCAUCACCAGUGCGAUUCUCUCCUACAGCCUCCUCCUCACGCUCAGCGUCUACAGCGCGAUCGCCUUCACCGUCUUCUGGCUGCUGGGGACAACGUGGGCCCACUGGCUCCGAACCGACUUCUGCACGUCCAGAGUGCUUGAGCUCCUGUACCGGGCUGUGGUGGGAGUUAUCCUCGUUUUCAGCUUUUUCAAYGUGAAAGGACAAAAUACCAAAGAAGCAAUGCUUUUAUAUUACUUUUCUCGCAGUGUUGUAACUGUCAUGGCUCCAWUGCUGUUGGCUUUUUUAAAACCAGAGCUGCAGAACACUGUGUAUUUUUGUACAGUUUGUGGAUUAGUCUCUGGAGGUUUGUUGGUGGGGCUGCUUUGUCUCGUUUUGUAUUAUCGCUUCCUGCACCCUGAAGCCUGUGAACCAGAUGAGUUGGAUGGACCGAAGAAAGASACAGCAAUGGUAAAAAGAUUAAGGACAUGUCUUCAGCCUUGACUGAAUGUGUUUUAGAACUGUUUCUUUAGCUGUGAAUGGUAAACACUUAUUUAUCAGAGAACUCUGACCUGUACGGUCUCAUCAAGUCACCAGGCUGAUGCAGGUCCUGAUUAUCACCCACUACCGAAAGUAG